Osmia lignaria (orchard mason bee) is the source of this 1902-nucleotide messenger RNA. The record is from RefSeq and is a predicted model, not a curated record. Lineage: Eukaryota; Metazoa; Arthropoda; Insecta; Hymenoptera; Megachilidae.
AUGACGCCACGAGUAACCAAAACGACGAGGACGAGGUCGGGCCUGCAAUCAAUACCGUUUCGGUAUCACGUUGGAAACACUCUCUCCGAAACAGCCUACGUUUCGCUUCGGACGAGAGAACGAGAGAGGAGAGGAGAAGAUGGUAAGGCGAAGGAGGCCGAGGAGACAAGGGAGAGAAGGGCAUCGUAUCGGAUAGAAGAGAAACGCUGCCUCGGAUGGACGAAGAAAGGGACGGAGGGGAGAUGGAGACUUGGACCAGGUUUCGUGGUCCGCAUACUGAUAGGACUAGUGAGAACGAUCGUCCGCGGCGAUGUUCUACUCUCCCGAAUUCGGAGGACGAAGAGGGUUCGAGGCCCUAGCAGAAGGAAGGAACCGGUAGAACGCGGUGCCGAGGACGAGGAGAGAGGGCGUUUAUUAGCAAUUGUAAUGCAAGAUCGCGGAAUGCAUGGGAUCCCCGCGAUGCCUCGAUACAACAGUGCCGGUACGCGUGUUCCUGGUAACACGAUUCCCGAUCGCGUUCACUAUCUUCGCAAGGGCUUUGUCCCGCUCUGCUCGCCCCGUCAACUCCUAACAUCGGGCAUUCCUUCGAGCGAAGCCUGCGCGAUCUUCCAAGAUACCGAAAUACCGAGUAAAUUUCCACCGCGAUUACCUCGACAACAUCCAUUCCUAAUCGCUCGAUAAACUUCUUCCUCCGAACUGACAACUGAUCUUAUCCAGCCUUGUAAGUAUACUGGAAUUAUGAAAAUUAUUUUAUUGAAUUGAAACGAUGCUGAUGGAGAACACGUUUUACUAAAAUUUUAGAAAAUUAGAGGGUGGUAGGUAGUUUGGAAGAUGGAAGGUGUUCUGCAUCAGGUAUCGAUUUGUUUAAUGGCGGUGUUGGUCGUUUACGGUACGUGGGAACUGAUUUGCCGAAUGCAUGUGCGACACCAUGCAUGUUCCAUGAUGCUGCAUGCAACUGCAUCGCGAACAACGGUGUAGCGCGUUGUAAACCGGGAUCGAGCGCACUUAUCGCUGAAAGACGAGGCCUGGCAAUAAAGAGUGACCGUAUAAAUAUAGAACCCUUCCGUAUAGAAUCCAUUCCGAGUAAUUUAUCCUGGUAAUAAAUAUUUGAUUUUAAUUUGACAUCGAAGAAACGAGCUUCCGCGAACGUUGUUGCCUAAAAUAGUUUGGUACAUCCGGUUCCGCAGUAAAAGGGUUGACGCACCAGGACACCCCUUCGAUCGUAAAGACCACCCUCUGUCAAAAUCGCUUCUAAAUUACACGCGUUCUACUAGCGCUUGUAAGUUACGAAAGAAAGUUUCCAUCUAAGCGCAACAAAAAUUUGUCGGUACCCAAAGUAGGUGACAGGAAGUCGAGGGAAAAAGGCGGGAAAAAGUAACGGCGAGGAUAGUGGAAGGUUGUUUGAACCGUUUAUGUUAAUCAGCCGUGACGUCAUAGCGGCAAUAUCAACCCCAACUUUGUCCAGGAGUAGCCGAAACGUGCGCGCAGGGUGUAUCACGCUCCUCCCGCAACCACCCUCCCUCCCCGUGUUAACCCUAGCGCGCACCCUUUGUCGACGUUAACCCAAAGUGAAUGGACCUAUAGUGCGCGCGUUACAGGGACGGUUUUAACUUCGGGGUGACUUACCCCGAGCGUUAUCUAUUUUGACAGCGCGGUACGACCGCGGUCUGUCGGGGGUUGAUGCACGCCGGUGUGUCGGUAAUUGCGUUUUAACCGUUCCCCGUAUCGUCGCGAUAAAGGGGGGUUGAAAAAAAGAAUACUCGAAGACGCGAGUUCUUUUUUUAUCCUCUCGAGACAGGCGGAUGCGCAACAGCCACCCUUUCCCAUCGAUUUAGAAUCAUCAAUCAGGUUGUUAGUUACGCGUCUACACGGCAGUUUGUUUUAUUCCGACGGCAUACGAAA